AUGGAGGGCCCAGACUUGUCAAACGUGUUUCGAGUUCCGCAGCCAGGGUUGAAAGCCGCGGAUAUCGCAGUGAGUUUACGGCGUGUGGUCGACCUACCACGGCUGCAUGUCGCUUAUGCCUGUGGUAUCAGCGCUUGGUGCGGAACUCGCAUCGAAAGCCGAACCCGGGAUCUCAUCCGAGUGACUCCGACCCCCCGAGAGAAAAAGACUUGGUCUGCGGACAAGUCAUCCGUCUCACGAGCAGAUUCCUUGGUGGUGGUGGAGGAGGAGGAGAACCUGAUGAAGGUCGACGGGUUUUUCGACGUGGGUGAUGGUGAUGAUGAUGGUGAUGGGGGGUACGGAGGUCGUUUUGAGACCUUGAAGUCUAAGAGGGAUAGAUCCAUGUUGGGUGUAGUUGGUAGUGGUAGUGGUGAUAGCGGGUUGAGCAUUUUAGAGAAAAGAGAGAAGAGGGGUGGUGGUGGUGGUGGCUGCGGGGCAAGAGUCGGAAUGUUCUUAAGGGGCUCGGGCAUAGGGCAUAUUAUUGAUUGCGAGAGGAGUAAGAACGCCGUUCACUCCCGUACAAUCUAUGCACGCCUUACCAUACACGGUCCAACCACUAAGCCUGGAUCCAUUCCGCUUUUUGCCUAA
Molecule: messenger RNA, 627 nt
Organism: Cantharellus anzutake
Lineage: Eukaryota; Fungi; Basidiomycota; Agaricomycetes; Cantharellales; Hydnaceae
Exons: 5
Coding region: 1-627 (208 amino acids)
Source: RefSeq, a predicted model, not a curated record